GCUGCCAAAGAAGUCGUCGCAGACUGGUCCUGUGGCUAAUCGCAUUAAUUGAAUGAAGUCGCGCUGAUUUUCAAGGUCGUGGUCAACUUAACAAACACACGUCGGCAUACCGUUGUGUCUCCGCGGACCGCCGCGUAGAUGUGCAAGUUAAGCCAACACGGAUUUGCAUAAUUAGAUAGAGAUUUAAACAUGUUGCGACGGCAGGCGGCUUCCUGUGGCCAGGCGCAGCAAGCGUUUGGCCACCGCAGCGGCCGGGCCUGCCCAGGGCGUGCACCAUGUGGGCCAGUGUUGCCAAGUGUUUCAUCACACAAUUCCAGAAGCUUGCAUACCCUUGCGCCGUGCGCGGUGGCGUCCAGGGGCGAGCCAGUGCAAGCGUUGGAGCCGACUCAGCGAACCCAUUCAACGCGCAAAGAGGACGUGGUCGCAUUACCACUAUCACUUACCCAGUCUGUCGAGGACGGCGAACUGGUGCAAUCGGACCUGGAGGAUUCGUCUGUGCCUGAAUGCGGGACCUUGCCCGAGGAAGCGCUGCGGAACCUGGACGCGUACCGGCGAGUAGAGGCAUACAGCGCAACCACCAGCAGCAGCGCGGUUGUCACGGGCAACGGUUUUGCCUACCCCCCGGCGCAGCGCAACCAAAUCCGGGAGUCGUGGGAUGCCCUUAUGCGGUGGUCGAAGGUGUUCAACACGCGUAAGCUCGCGGGGAGCCCCCUUGAAGCCGCAAAGAAAAUUGUAGUGUUCGGCGGGGGCUCGUUCGGCACGGCGAUGGGCUGCGCCCUCGCACGGCAAAAGCCGGACCUGGAGGUGGUGCUGCUGGUGCGGGACCCCUACCUGUGCAAGGACAUCAACCUGCUGCAUGAAAACACGCGCUACUUGAAGGGCUUCAAGAUGCCGCCCAACGUGCGCGCCACCACGCACGCACCGGAGGCCAUCGUGGGCGCGCAGUAUGCGGUGCACGCCGUGCCCGUCCAGUCAUCCCGAGCCUUCCUGCAGGGCAUCAAGGAGUACCUCCCAUCCUCGGUGCCCAUCAUUUGCGUCAGCAAAGGCCUUGAGGUGGGCAGUGGGCAGAUGAUGUCGGAGCUCAUUCCCAGCGCGUUGGAACGCAAGCAGCCGGCGGUGUUCCUGUCAGGGCCGUCGUUCGCCAAGGAGGUCAUGCAGAACCGGCCCACGGGCGUGGUAGCGGCGUGCAAGGACGCCAAGCUGGCGCGGACGGUGCAGGCGUUGUUCGCCAGCCCCACCAUGCGGGUCAACACCACAACCGACGUGGUGGGCGUGGAGAUCUGCGGCGCGCUGAAAAACGUGCUCGCCAUUGCGGCGGGCAUCGUGGAGGGCAUGGACUUGGGGCACAACGCGUUGGCAGCGCUCAUAGCGCAGGGCUGCUCGGAGAUCAGGUGGCUGGCGGAGAAGCUGGGCGCCAAGCCCACCACCAUGUCGGGGCUGUCGGGCCUGGGCGACAUCAUGCUCACCUGCUACGGCGACCUGAGCCGCAACCGCAGUGUGGGCAUGCGCCUGGGGCGCGGCGAGCGGCUGGAGGACAUCAUUGCGUCCAGCUCACAGGUGGCGGAGGGCGUGGCGACGGCUGGCGUGGUGGUGGGGCUGGCGCGCAAGUACCGCGUGUCGCUGCCGGUGCUGACGGCGGUGGCGCAGGUGCUGGACAACAACCUCACGGCGCGGGAGGCGGUGUUCCACAUCAUGAACCUGCCGCAGAUCGAGGAGGCAUAGCGCAUGGGCGUGGCAGCAGCUGCGGCAGAUAUGGUGGCAGCAGCAGGCAGCCGGCCGCAGGCGCAUACCAGCAGGAGGGCGGUAGAAGGGCAGGGGUAUGGCCGCGUGCAAGGGCAAGUGCGGCUCAGGGUAGCGUGAGAGUCAUGAGGGAUGUGCGGUGCCAUUGAUGCCAGGAUCCCUGGUCAGGCAAACAACCGGCGUUGUGUUUAGGCAGCAGAGAGGGGAGGGCUUGGCGGCGUAUGUCGCGCGGCGCUGACAAGCACUGAAAGUGGUAGUACGCGAAGGGAUGAUGACUGAUUUGACCUCAUCGGACCAAUCGGACGCACCGGCUGCGCGGCAACCGGUUGUUCGUGUGUGCUGCAUGCACCGUGCAAGUAUCUCCGCACUGUGGCAGGAUCACCGGGCAUCAUCAGGUAUGCCCCGCUAGGACCAAGUGGUGAAAGUCGUGCUAUCACGGAAUGCGGCGUUGCAUGGCGGUUCUAAAGGAUCUCCCGAGAGUGGCCGUAUGUCCAGGAUCAAGCAUCAACAUAAGGUGGCGAUACAUCAGGCCGUCGGGCGUCAUGCACGCAUGCCACACCCGGGCAGCUGCAAGUAGGCGGCAGAUGUGGGCACGGAAUGUAACACUACUUAUCC
This is a messenger RNA of Chlamydomonas reinhardtii, 2355 nucleotides long. RefSeq lists its product as uncharacterized. Gene Ontology annotation, biological process: glycerol-3-phosphate catabolic process; carbohydrate metabolic process. Gene Ontology annotation, cellular component: cytosol; glycerol-3-phosphate dehydrogenase (FAD) complex. Gene Ontology annotation, molecular function: NAD binding; glycerol-3-phosphate dehydrogenase [NAD(P)+] activity. The record is from RefSeq and is a predicted model, not a curated record. Lineage: Eukaryota; Viridiplantae; Chlorophyta; Chlorophyceae; Chlamydomonadales; Chlamydomonadaceae. The transcript is spliced from 7 exons. Bases 664 to 1722 code for a protein of 352 amino acids.